Triticum urartu is the source of this 3481-nucleotide messenger RNA. Its product is annotated as L-arabinokinase. Lineage: Eukaryota; Viridiplantae; Streptophyta; Magnoliopsida; Poales; Poaceae. Gene Ontology annotation, molecular function: ATP binding. The record is from RefSeq and is a predicted model, not a curated record.
UCGGAUAGAACCAAACGUCCACGCCCCGGACUCUCGCUCACUCCCCGUCCCACGGGAGGAGGAUGAGAUAGCCCCACGACUUACUAUAAGAAGGCCCGAUCAGCCGACCCAGUCUCCCAACAGUGAGUACACGCCAACGGACUGUGACACCACCGCAGUCACCGCCCGGAGCAGAGAAGGCAGGGAGGGAUCGAUCGCGGAGGAUGGUGGCCCGGGGAAGCGGCGCGGAGGAGGCGCCGCCGCCGACGCAGCAGCGCCUCGUCUUCGCCUACUACAUCACCGGCCACGGCUUCGGCCACGCCACCCGCGCCCUCGAGGUGGUGAGGCACCUGAUCGGCGCGGGGCACGAGGUGCACGUGGUCACCGCCGCGCCGGAGUUCGUCUUCACCACCGAGAUCGACUCCCCCAGCCUCCACAUCCGCAGGGUCCUGCUCGACUGCGGCGCCGUGCAGGCCGACGCGCUCACCGUCGACCGACUCGCAUCCCUCGAGAAGUACCAUCAGACGGCCGUGGUGCCCCGCGAGGCGAUACUCAGGACUGAAGUGGAGUGGCUCCACUCAAUCAAGGCCGACUUAGUGGUUUCGGAUGUUGUCCCGGUGGCGUGCAGGGCGGCUGCAGAUGCUGGCAUUCGCUCCGUGUGUGUCACGAAUUUCAGUUGGGACUUCAUUUAUGCAGAGUACGUUGUAGCAGCUGGAAAUCAUCAUCGCUCAAUUGUGUGGCAGAUAGCAGAGGAUUACUCACAUUGUGAGUUCUUACUACGACUCCCUGGAUACUGCCCUAUGCCUGCUUUCCGUGACGUUAUUGAUGUGCCUCUUGUGGUGAGAAGAUUACACAAAUCUCGAUCCGAGGUGAGAAAGGAACUAGGGAUUGCAGAGGAUGUUAAGGUGGUCAUUUUCAACUUUGGAGGACAGCCGGCAGGAUGGAAACUGAAGAAAGAGUGGUUGCCUGAUGGUUGGCUUUGUUUGGUAUGUGGUGCAUCUGAUACUCAAGAGCUUCCUCCAAAUUAUGUCAAGCUCGCAAAGGAUGCGUACACACCUGAUUUAAUGGCAGCAUCUGACUGCAUGCUUGGGAAAAUUGGAUAUGGUACCGUGAGUGAGGCUUUGGCGUACAAGCUGCCAUUUGUAUUUGUCCGUAGAGAUUAUUUCAAUGAAGAGCCUUUUCUGCGGAAUAUGCUUGAGCAUUAUCAAUGUGGCAUUGAGAUGAUACGGAGGGAUUUACUUACUGGACAUUGGAAACCUUAUCUGCUACGCGCUUUAACACUUAAGCCCUGCUAUGAUCGUCCAAUAAAUGGUGGCGAGGUGGCUGCACAUAUCCUCCAGGAUACUGCUGUCGGGAAGAAGUAUAUUUCCGGCAAGUUGAGUGGGGCAAGACGAUUACGUGAUGCCAUAGUGCUAGGAUACCAACUACAGAGGGCUCCCGGGAGAGAUGUAGGAAUCCCUGAAUGGUAUUCUCUCUCCGAGAAAGAAAUCGGUGUUCGCCCAGCACCCGCGUCUCGUCGGAUUAAUGGAAGUGCAGAAUCAUCUUUUGAGGACUUCGAGAUUCUCCAUGGAGACAUGCAAGGAUUAACCGAUACUAUGGCUUUCCUGACAAGUUUAUCUGGGCUUGUUGGAAACGAUCCGAGGAUCCCUGAGAAGCAAUCCCGAGAAAGGACUGCUGCUUCUGUACUCUUUGACUUGGAGGAGGAUAUAUAUGUUGCAAGAGCACCUGGACGAUUGGAUGUCAUGGGUGGCAUUGCAGAUUAUUCAGGAAGUCUUGUACUACAGAUGCCCAUUCGAGAGGCCUGUCAUGUUGCUAUUCAGAGAAGCGAUCCUGUCAAGCAGAAGCUAUGGAAGCAUACUCAGGCUAGGCAGCUAGCAAAUGGAGCAGUGCCGAUUUUGCAAAUUGUAUCAUUUGGCUCUGAAUUGAGUAACAGGGCACCAACAUUCGAUAUGGACCUGUCUGAUUUUAUGGAUGGUGACAAACCAAUAUCGUAUGAAAAGGCCAAAGAAUAUUUCUCCCAGGAUCCAUCUCAAAAAUGGGCUGCCUAUGUUGCUGGAACAGUUCUUGUGUUGAUGACUGAACUAGGUGUUCAAUUCACAGACAGCAUGAGCAUUUUGGUUUCUUCUUCUGUUCCUGAAGGCAAAGGUGUCUCAUCUUCUGCAUCAGUGGAGGUUGCUACAAUGUCUGCUAUUGCCGCAGUCUAUGGUUUAAAUAUUGCUCCAAGGGAUCUUGCUAUACUCUGUCAAAAGGUUGAGAAUCACAUUGUUGGAGCUCCUUGUGGUGUAAUGGACCAAAUGACAUCUGCUUGCGGAGAAGCCAACAAACUUCUGGCUAUGGUUUGCCAGCCUGCUGAAGUGAAAGAAUUGGUCAGCAUUCCAACUCAUAUACGAUUUUGGGGUCUGGACUCUGGGAUACGACAUAGUGUUGGUGGGACUGAUUAUGGAUCUGUGAGGGUAGGCACAUAUAUGGGACGCAAGAUGAUUAAGUGUGCUGCAUCUGACCUAAUUUCUCAAUCCUUUCCGUCUGCUCCUACGCAAUCGUGCGACGCUUCUGAAGAAUAUGAAAAAUAUGGUGUGGAUCUUCUGAAAUCUGAAGCUUCACUGCAGUAUCUAUGCAACCUACCACCUCAUAGAUAUGAAGCUGCCUAUGCAAGAGAUAUUCCUGAGUUCAUUACUGGGGAUGAAUUUAAGGAGAAAUAUGGAGAUCACAACGAUGCAGUAACAGUUAUUGACCCAAAAAGAUCUUACAGUGUGAAGGCUCCUACUAGACAUCCCAUAUACGAGAACUUCCGUGUUGAGGCCUUCAAAGCAUUGUUAACAGCAGCCAAAACAGAUGAGCAACUUUCAGCCCUUGGAGAACUUAUGUAUCAGUGCCAUUACAGCUACAAUGCUUGCGGGCUUGGUUCUGAUGGGACUGAUAGGCUGGUGAAUCUAGUACAAGAAAUCCAGCACAGGAAGACCACCUCGCAACAUGAAGGCCCGAGUCUAUUUGGUGCAAAGAUCACUGGUGGAGGUUCUGGUGGUUCAGUUUGUGUUAUUGGGAAAAAUGGCCUGAAAAGUAGUGAAGAGAUUUUCGAGAUCCAGAAAAGAUACAAAGCAGCCACCGGUUACCUACCAAUUGUCUUCGAGGGUUCGUCUCCCGGCGCGGGCAAAUUCGGGUACCUGAAGAUCCGAUGGCGGUCGGCAUAAGUACCGCCUGACUUCCAACAUUCGUCAAGACAAGAACAUCGAUACAAGUUGUUCAUAUCGAACAACAUGGCACUUCAUUCCACCAGUAGAUUAAACAUAGUAGUGUAGUAGUGGUACAUAAUAAUGUCAACAAUCUGGUGCAAACUUGCAGAGCAAGUGCCGCUGUUGAAUCUGUAAAGGAUGCUUCUGAUCAAAUCCAGUUUGUCACUAGGCAAAUUAGAUACGAACAUGUGAUUGGUCCUGGAACUUUGUAGGUUGUUCUGCCCAUGGCUACGCGCAGAUAUUGCCGAAUAAAAAUGCCAAGAUUGCAAGCA